This is a messenger RNA of Trichobilharzia szidati, 308 nucleotides long. The record is from the annotation of a GenBank genome assembly. NCBI's taxonomy places the organism in Eukaryota, Metazoa, Platyhelminthes, Trematoda, Strigeidida, Schistosomatidae.
GUACUAAUGAUUACUUAUCAUCUCCGAUGAGUGUGUUUCUACUACUCACCACACUUCUUGGUUCAGGAGGAACCAGGGGUAAUACAAAGUUGCAAAUAGCUAAUGCUGUUGGAGUUUACGAAGAAAAAGGAAAACAAAAAGCCGCGUCAAAGAUUUUCAGUUCAAUAUACAAGAAUUUGACAGAAGAAAAGGCUAGUGGAGCAAAUAUCAUCACUAUAGGAAACGGAAUGUUUGUAAAAGACGGAGCUAAAGUGAAAGAAAAGUUUGUAACGACAAUGAAAAGAAAUUUCGACAGUGAAGUUGCUAAU